Molecule: messenger RNA, 3752 nt
Organism: Sesamum indicum (sesame)
Lineage: Eukaryota; Viridiplantae; Streptophyta; Magnoliopsida; Lamiales; Pedaliaceae
Source: RefSeq, a predicted model, not a curated record
CACCCAAACAGUGCAGUAAAACGAAGAGCGAGCACGCUUCGCACAUUUCUUCAAAUUAUGGGUUCUUCUUAAUUUUUUUUUGUCCUAUCCAAUCCCUAAACCCCCUUUCAGCUUUUUCCUCUCCUCCAUCCUAGAGAGAGAAAACUGAGAAAUAUACAUACAUAAGACACACAGCUCAACGCAUACACAACCGCGGGAUUAUGAAAAAUAUUAGAAGAAUAGGGCAGUAGAAUUCCUGGGUCUGGUGUCGAUUGAAUCUCCAUCCAAUGAAAUAUAUGUAAAGCCGAUACGUAUUUACGAAUAGAAGGAACGAGGAAUAAAAACCCUAGGCAAAAUCCCGUUUAUCAGGUCUGAGAAUGUGCGUUGUUUCAGUGAGUACCGGUCCUGGAGCUACCACAGAUCGAUUUAUGGGACUUUGGUUAACUCCACCAACGCAUCAGCUAGAAGAAUAGAACUACAGGGCAUAACUAACCUGAUAUAUUUUGUUCCUUUACAAACAUCCCCAUGGAGCUAAAGGUUUCUUCGGAAAAGCCUGGAUUUUCAUCGUCUGAUUGCGGCAGUGAUCCUGAUGAGAAAGAAAUCAGUGAAGGUGAAGAUGAGGAUGAUGAUCGUAACCAUAAGCAUCGUCGACGCGAAGCACGUUCUCAAUCUCUGGAGGAGAAUUCUAUUGAUCAAGGUUUGGCAAGACCAUAUAGAAAAAGGAACAGGCCUUUUGAAAAUGGGUACUCUUACAGGGAAGGUGACCCUCAAUCAGGUGAAACCUGGAAAAAUUAUAAUAUUGCUACGGAGAGAGACUUCUCAAGGUUUGAGAAGAGACGUUCAUACCAGGCCUCAUAUUCUAGAGCUCCCCUGGAAUUAAACCAAAGAAUCAGGGUAAACCAAACACUGUCAGGUGAAGUUGGCCCUGUUAGAGGUAGAGGAAGGGAUCCUAUUUCCUGGGGCAUUCGAGAUUCCAGGCUUGGCUUGGUUGAUGUUGCAUCUCAAAUUGCUCAACCUGGACCUGUUCCUUCCGCCCUGUUUGGGAGAGGCUUGCCAAAUAUGUCUACUGCACCGAGCACAUCCUGGAAUGCAUUUGGAUUGGUUCCAGGAGUUCCUAAUGGUGGACUUGACUCACUUCACCCCCUAGGUUUGCAAGGGGCGUUAAGACCAGCUAUUAGUCCACCAAUGAGCAUUGGGAUUCCACGGCAAAGGUGUAGAGACUUUGAGGAACGUGGUUUUUGCCUUAGAGGAGACAUGUGCCCAAUGGAACAUGGUGUUAAUCGUAUUGUAAUCGAAGAUGUUCAGAGCCUUUCACAGUUCAAUCUCCCUGUUUCACUUCCUGGUUCACAGCUUAUGGGGACAUCUUCUGCACAAGGAGCUUUACCUGUAGUAAAUAGCAAAGCUUUUCCUUCAAAAAAUAGCAAGUCUGGAAUGACUGAGGAUGGGUUUUCCCUGAAUGGUGGUGUCAUGGGAGGUUCUGUGGUGGGGGCAUCUGAUGUGUAUGAUCCAGAUCAACCUUUAUGGACAAACGAUAACCCUGAAACAUCAGCAGCACUCCUAGCACUUAAUCAAUCGAAUGCUGAUGAAACAGAGGCUUUCCUGGAUAUGGACCCAUCUGAUCGGCAGAACAUUGAAUCAUAUGAAGGAUUUAAUGAUGAACGUCCACUUAGAAAUGCCUCAACUGCUGGAUCUCAGAGUUCAUCUGUUUGGGGUCGCAUAGGUAGUUCAAAACGUGGUUCCGGAGUAAAGGAAAAAAGUGAUUCUGUUGCACCACCCUCUAGUUAUCUUGAAAGGAACAUCAAUGGUGAGGAGGCUCGAAAGACAAGUCUUCCCAGUGUUCCAGAUCAAGGAAAGUGGACUAGUGCAGAUGGAAAUGGUCCAUUACUUAAGGAAUCAUCUCUGAAGCCACAUGGUGAUUCUGUUCGAAAUAUUCGAAAACCAUCUCAAAAGGCACUUCGCACUCUAUUUGUCAAUGGCAUUCCUUUGAAAGAUAACAAAAGGGAAGCUCUUCUUUCACAUUUUCAGAAAUUUGGUGAGGUCAUCGACAUUUAUAUUCCCAUGCACAGUGAACGGGCUUUUGUGCAAUUUUCAAAAAGGGAAGAAGCGGAAGCCGCAUUAAAGGCACCUGAUGCAGUAAUGGGCAAUCGAUUUAUCAAGCUUUGGUGGGCAAAUCGAGAUAAUAUUCCUGAUGAUGGGAUAAGUGGCACCAGUAAUGUCCCAAUUACUCCUCGUGGAGUGACAGUUAAGCCUGCUCUUCCACAUUCAUUUGUCCUUGAUAAAGGGAAAGAAACUCCUCAUCUGCCAGGUGGCAAAGAUGGUAAUGCUCAUGGCGCUGGUACUCAAGUUCCAGUCUAUGAACAUCCCAAGCCUAUGGUGGCUAAUGGUCCCAAAGCUCUUCCCCCACAACAAAAGAAAUUGGAGAGCUUAGAGCUUUUAAAGGAAGAACUUCGUAAGAAGCAGGAGAUGCUGGAACAGAAACGAAAUGAGUUUCGCCGCCAAUUAGACAAACUCGAAAAACAAGCUGUGGGCUCCAAGGACGUGACUGUAUCAGAUCUGACCACUAGAAGAUCUAAAGGUGAAAUACCACCUGAUCAUGCAAAAGCAGAAACUUCCAAGUCAUCACCAAGAGAUGCCAUAACCACUGGCAACGACACUUCUGCUGAGCAUGUUGUCCCACAUGCUUCCACUUCAAAUCCAAGUGCGCCUGUGCGGGAACCUUUGAAACCUUCACAUCGCCCGCUAGCAGCCGCUGGGCCACCUUUUACAGCAAACAGAUUCAAACUGGAUAAUCGGCCCACAGCUUUCAGAAUUCUUUCACCAUUGCCUGCUGGCCUUGCAAAUGUCGCUGCUUUGGAGGAGCACUUCUCUACCUAUGGUGAUCUUUCUUCUGUGGAAAUGGAAGAGUCAAAGCUUCAAGAGACUAAUGAUGCUUCAGUGCCAUCUGAUAUUUCAGCUCGUAUUUCCUUCACAGCACGACGGUUUGCUGAGAAAGCAUUCUUGCAUGGUAAAUGCUGGCAAGGCCACAAGUUGCAGUUUAUGUGGCUGACAUCUACUAGUUCUGGGAAGGAAGGUGGUGCCGCUGGAAAUCUUUCAUCUUCGCCUAAUAUGACAUCAGAUGCUAAGGUUCAGCCUACUGGAGAGGAUGCAUCCAUGCAUUCUCAGAAAAUUUCUGGAAAAGAAGGUGCUAUUUCUGGAAAUCUUUCGUCUUCUUCCAAUACGAUAUUAGAUUCUAAUGUUCAGCCUAGCGGAGAAGACGCCUCCACCCAUCAGCAGGAGAUUGCCGCCUCAGAAACUGGUGAACCUGACCACCCAGCAACAGAAGUUGAUGCAGAUUCCACUGAACAGGACAAAGAUGCUAAAUCUUUUUCAACCUCAUUUUAAAGCAAAAAGCAGCUUUCUUGAAGCUCUUGGACCCUCCACGAUGCUUGUUGAGUUGUACAGUGAGGUAAAAAUGAUUUUCAAAAUUAAAUACAAUUCAUAUGGUCUAGCUAUAGCUAAAUUCUGGUUUCAGCCUUAUAUUUCCCAUUUUUGCGAUAUGUAAAAAGAAAUCUCUGAUUUUCAACUCUUUUCUGUUAUUACCUUCAACUUGUAUUGUUUUGUGUUCCUUUCUCUAUUGAUAUUUCUAGGAACAAGGAGUAGAAUUGAAAAAAUUCGUUCCGUACUUUGGAACAUUGAGCCUCCGGUCUGCUGUUUUUACAUUGUGGAAUUAUUUAAACAACUUGCUUUCACAUGUUAUAACAGUCUUGGCUUCAAUGUUACUUCUGCUUUUUGGA